Molecule: messenger RNA, 3395 nt
Organism: Musca domestica (house fly)
Lineage: Eukaryota; Metazoa; Arthropoda; Insecta; Diptera; Muscidae
Gene: Ube4A
Product: ubiquitin conjugation factor E4 A
Exons: 4
Coding region: 115-3132 (1005 amino acids)
Biological process (GO): protein polyubiquitination
Cellular component (GO): nucleus; cytoplasm; ubiquitin ligase complex
Molecular function (GO): ubiquitin-ubiquitin ligase activity
Source: RefSeq, a predicted model, not a curated record
CUUUGCUUUAUGUAUUAGUGUAUUGGUGAGUGUUGGCUUCGUGUGUUUGUGGGAAUAUUUAAUCGAAUUGGAAAAAAAUUGUUCGAUUGGAUAUCUUAAGUAUAACUCAUAAAAAUGGCAAACGCUGAUAAUCCUUUUGCUGCCUUGCUGAGUGAGUCUAAGUCGGGAAUAGACAAGAACUUAAUCGAAGAGAUAUUUUUAUUCACACUGAAAAAAGACCAACAAUCAUCACUGCAUUCGUCUAAGUCCAGGAAGGCUGUUUUAUGUUUAGCGGAUGUUAUUGUAUGCGACACUGGGGAGGAUGGUGUAAUGGGAGAGGAACUAUUGUCCCAUGCAAUAUUCGAACGGCUAAUGCUAACUGACACAAAAGAAUACUUGAUCCAUGGAGAGGACGAGGAUGAUGCUCUGCAAGUUGACCCUAUCAUCUAUUUACAUCGGUCCUUUUUGUCAUGUCAAAGGCUUAAAUCGACCCAACCUCAUCGAACAGCAGACCACGACAAGAUACGUUCGCUGAUCAUUACAAAUGGAAGUACUUGUAUGCGUCAACCUGAUUUGUAUCCGGGUCAACCAAUCUGGAAGCAGUGGAAAAAAAUCAUGCUCGCGUCAAAAGACAAAAAUACUACAGAGACAAUGGAUUUCCUGGUUGAAUGUAUACAAAAAAUUUACGAAGAUGAUGAGCCUUUAGAGGCAUUGGGAGCGCUGAAGGCUAAUUUUUAUCCCUUGCUUAGUAAAAUUCAAACCAACAUUAGUCAAUCCAAUUUGCUUACCGUUCGAAGUGAUGUGUUUUGGCUUCUGAGUUUCUUUGUUCGCGAUAAACGUAUACCACAGAUGGGAGAGGUACUUAUAGACUUUACAAUACCAAAUCCGAAUACCACAGGAGGGGCCUAUAUGGAUACUUUGUUCGGCAGUUUGUUUUCUUUGUCGAUUAUGCCGAAAAAUCAGAAUGGACCAUAUGAAUAUUUCAACGAUAUAAGCUUAGAAUCCAAAAGUUCUGAUUCUGCACUCUGGCAAAUUUUGUUCAGACAUCAAAAUGACACAUUCAGUCUUAUAAAACAGCUGCUGGUACAAAGUGCAACAACUAAGCAAAAGAUGUUACAGUGGAUCGCCAAGUGCCUUCAUGCCAAUGUAUCUCGUGGGCAUCUGUGGAAUAAUCUAAAUGCUGGCAUUGAAAAUUUUGUUCAUCAAAAUGCAAGUGAUGCAUUCAUGCUAGGGCUCACAUCAGUUUUAUUACGGUUAUGUGCGCCUCUGUGUGAGCCAACGAUGAAGGUGCUGAUGGUCGAUCCGACAUAUUGUGGAGUGCCUGACGACGAACGCGAGCAAAAACUAGUCAGUAUGAUCAAGGCCUCUGAAGAAACUGCUUUAUUGCCCAGUCAAGAAAAUGAAAAGCGAAUAACAGCGGCUAAAUUCAAUUUUGUAACGGAGAUAUUCUUUCUAACCCAUAAGGCCUAUGAACUAAGCUAUAGGCCUUGCAUUGAACGAUUCACCAAAAUGACUCGGGAACUGCAAAAUCUUCAGUCGACAUAUCAGGAUGUAGCAAGUACAGAUCCCAACAAUGAUGUGGCCAAGAAUUUGAUGCGUUUGCUGAAACAGCACUUGCAAAAAUUUCUGUGCUUGAGAAACUGCCUGAUGGAGCCGGAAAAUGACACGACUUUGACGAAGUUUUUUGAAGCGUCUGCUAUUUGGCUAGUAGAAGUAGCGCUUGUUUCGCCUGAUCAACUUGAACAGAUGCAGGAGUUCGCACCAGUUAAGAGACUUGACAAAAAUUUGCCGUAUAAAAUUGAAUUUGUACCACACACACUGCGGUGUAUUCCAGAAAAUAUUGUGGACAACAUCAUAUCGUAUCUUAAUUUUCAUCGUCACUUUGCCCCCGGACAUUUCAUAGAAUUCUAUCCAUCGUCCCACGAGGCUUUCUUCAAAAUGAUAAUUCUCUUUAUGGGUGCACCUGAAUACGUUAAAAACCCACACUUACGAGCUAAAUUGGCAGAGGCCCUGGAGUUGUUCCUUAAAAAACAAUCAGCUGCUGGUACUACAUUCCUUUCCCAUGUCUUCGAUAAUCAUCCCGAUCGUUCUAAGGUAGUCCCCAGUCUACUAAAUGUUUUUGUUUCGAUUGAGAUGACUGGCCAAUCGGUGCAAUUCGAACAAAAAUUCAACUACCGCCGCCCCAUGUAUGCCAUAAUGGAAUUUCUGUGGACUAAGGAGGAGUACGUGCAAAACUUUCGCAAAUUGGCUGCCGAAGCCGAGGCCAACAUGGAGGCGAUUGAACCUCCACUUUUCUUACGUUUUAUAAACUUGCUGAUUAAUGAUGCUAUAUUUCUACUAGAUGAAUCGCUUAAUAACUUACAACAAAUCCGACAACUACAAGAGGCUCAGGGGAAUGGCGAAUGGGAUAAUUUGCCCCAAAAUGAACGUCAACAAUACUUGUCCAAUCUUCAGCAUUUGGGAAUGUUGGCGCGUUUCGAUAACAUACUGGGGCGUGACACCAUCAACAUUCUUAAAUUGAUUACUACAGAAAUUAAGAGUAUUUUCUGUCAUAAUAGUAUGGUGGAUCGCAUUACAUCCAUGCUUAAUUAUUUCCUACUAAAUUUAGUCGGUCCCCAAAAAGAGAAGUUCAAAGUCAAGGAUAAAAAAGAGUUUGAAUUUGAUCCGGCCAAAACAGUGAUGGAAAUUUGUCACAUUUAUGUCAAUUUGAGUAGCAGCGAUAGCUUUUGUCUGGCAGUAUCGCAAGAUGGACGGUCUUACAGCUCACAGUUGUUUACCUAUGCAGAAAAUAUUCUUAUACGCAUAGGAGGAGGGCAGUUAAUUGGCGAAAUGGCAGAGUUUUCGGAUAAAGUUCAGAGAUUGGAAAAACAAUAUAAACAAGAACAAGAAUUCAUGGCCGAUGCCCCCGACGAAUAUUUGGAUCCAAUUAUGUCCACUUUAAUGACCGAUCCGGUCAUUUUGCCGAGCUCAAAGGUAACGGUAGAUAAGUCAACAAUAGCUCGCCACUUACUCAGUGAUCAAACGGAUCCCUUCAACCGAGCCCCAUUAACAAUGGACAAAGUGGUGCCGAAUGUUGAACUGAAACAAGAAAUAGAAAAAUGGCUAGCCGACAAACGUAAAUGUGCUUCCAACGCCAACAGCGCAAAACAAUGAAUAUGUUCUAGUUAAAGCAGUCGCAUAAUAAAUAGCCAAAGACACUAAACCAUCGCAUCUAUUAUAUUGGGCAAAAUGUUGGCUUUCUCUAAAUUCUGGGAUAUUGCAAUUCUUUGUUAUGUCAUUUAUUGUGUAAUCUUUUAAUGUAUUGUUAUAUAUGUAUGGGUAAAUUAGUAGGGUAUAUUUUUACUAUGUAAAUGUAAUCGUACCUAUGUUAUUAAAUGUACGUAUGUUAAUAAAUAGAAAUGUACGCAAAAAAAACA